Necator americanus (New World hookworm) is the source of this 372-nucleotide messenger RNA. RefSeq lists its product as uncharacterized. The transcript has a single exon. Lineage: Eukaryota; Metazoa; Nematoda; Chromadorea; Rhabditida; Ancylostomatidae. The coding region runs from base 1 to 372 and encodes 123 amino acids. The record is from RefSeq and is a predicted model, not a curated record.
AUGACUAUCUGUAAUUAUAACGCACGUACGCUUGCAUCGGAAGCGGCCAUCAAAGAUCUGAUGAUGCAAGCCAAAAAGAUUAAGUACGACGUCAUCGGACUGACCGAGACGAGACGACGUCACCCUUUCAACGCCGUAAAUGAAACUAUAGAAGAACUGUUCUUAGAAACAUGCGACAGUAGAGGUGUUGUUGGGGUUGGCAACCUCGUCAACACGAGUACGGCAAAGAACAUCGGCAUUUUCGAACAACUUACGACCCGAAUCGGACGUCUGCGGAUGAGAAGAUGUGGAUCAACACCAGCUUUGACUAUCUUCACCGCUUAUGCUCCAACAUCGAGCUACGAAGAAGUUGAAGCUUCCUAUAUGAUCUGA